UGCGAUUUUUGGGUCGAAGGCCCCAGCAUGCUUUGUUGAGGGGUAUGGCAGCGCGCUCGUGAUCGUCGGUCGGCGCGGAGCGCGCGCCCGGGCUUACAUAACAGGUGCGGCGGCAUGGCCGCUCGGGUCUCCGCGGAGGGGGCUGGUCCCUCAUACGCGUCGGUGCUGAACUUUCGGGGAGGGGACAGUAAUAAGGAGAACAUAGAGGCGCCGGCAGGAGAGGUGCCUGACACCGCUCCACGACAGGAUGACGAAGAAGAAGAGGGUUUUGUGCCGGUGAUAUCGCAUGGAAGGCGGCCAGGGAAAGGCCGGAGGGAUCGAGAGCGGAGGGCGCCUCCGAGACCUCAUAAGGCACCUCAACCGCACGCGGAGCAACAGUCCACAUCCGAUCAGCAGCAGCAGGCAUCUGAAUCACAGCCCAAGAAGUUCGUAGAAGCCCCAAUACCAAAGGUCAACCCUUGGCAGGUGCGAGGAGGCAGCACUGGAGUCCCGCCGCCAGCACCGCCAGCUCUCGAAGAAAAGCGGUCGCCGUUACAACCACAACAGCAGGGUAGGGCGCCGCCCCAGCAGCCGCAACCAGUACCAGAACCAACUCCCGCGCAGCCAGCGCCUAAGCCGGCGAUAGUGAAGGCUCCCAAGAACGCCAAAAUCAAUCAAAAGGCAUCAGACUUCACGGACAUAGGUGACUGGCCGACACUGGGCGCGGCGGUGGCCGGCGCACGCUGCCACUCUACGCCGCCCCCACAGGAAGAUUCCACACACCACAAUGGCAACGCGGAUCAAGAACGUAAGCCACCGGAAGACCACCAAGCGCGGGACAAGGAGAACUUGCAGAACCACACAGAUAAGCAGGAUAAAAAAGACAAAGAUAAAAAAGGCAACAAGUCGGGCAAGCACAAAUGGUUGCCGUUAGACAUCGAUGUGAAGACCCGGCCAGGGAAGCACGGGCCUCAGCACUCCUCCAGGCCAGACAACGAUACAGUGUCACUAAACGGCGAGGAGCGCGGACGCGGCGGAGGGCGUGGACGUGGCGCGGCAAGAGGCCGAGGAGGCCGAAGAACAGUGCCCCGUCCUGCUUCAGCGCUGCCCACGCCGCAGCCGUUGUAUCACCACCCCCACGAUUAUAGCCAUCAUGCAGAUUUGGCACAGCUCCGCGCAGCUCAGACAGUGCCGGGCGUCGCACAGGGCCUGGUCCUCCACUACGGUGCGCUGGGGGCAAUGCCGCCACUGGCGCCGCCUCUGGCGCAGGCGUUCUACUACGGCGCGACCGCAACGGGGGCCCCCUACGGCAUGAGCCUUGACACCAGCACGCUGAAGGACCUUAUCAGGAAACAGAUAGAGUACUACUUCAGCCCGGACAACCUUGCGCGCGAUUUCUUCCUCCGCCGCAAGAUGGCGGCGGAUGGCACGAUUCCUGUGACGCUGAUUGCGUCCUUCCACCGCGUCCGCGCACUCACAGCUGACGUACAAUUGGUGCUAGAUGCAAUCAGGGACUCUGAUAAGCUGCAGCUUAUACAGGGAUUCAAGGUACGAACAGCUUUCGAACCAACAAAGUGGCCGAUCCUCGAUAUUAACACUGUGAGUAAUGAAGAAGGCGAAAAACACCAGCCUGACCAACAUCAGGCCCACCAACCUCGAACUGAACGACCUCAAAGUGACCAACCUCACAGUGAUCAACCUCAAAAUGAUCAACCUCAAAAUGACCAACCUCAAAGCGACCAAACUGAAAGUGACCAACUUGAAAGUGACCAACCUCAAAGUGAUCAACCUCAUAGUGACCAACCUCAGAGUGACCAACCGCACCAAACUGCGGACAAGCAAGAGGCAGAGACACAAGAGGCGCCGAGUAUAGAAGAAAAAGUGACGGCUGUUGAAACUAUACAGCAAACACCACAAGAACCGCAACCAGAACCGAUAAACGACCUAAAGCAGUCCCUGACUCCCGAAGAAGUCCCAGAAGAAAAGCCAGAACAGAAGGAGAAGGUAGAAGAAAAGGAUUCGAACGAAGACCCUCCACUGCACGAGAGCAGUGAAGAAAAGACGGGAGAGAAACGACGCAAGAAGCAGAUGGUGGGCAUCUUCCCGCUAGCUACGAUGGGUGGUCCACUUGUCGCUCCUGUCUCGAGUCUACUAAAGGCUGUACCGCCGCCGCCCUUGCCCAGGAUGUUUCGUACGGGCCGCGGCGGCGUCUCCCCAGUGGGGGGGCCCCACGACCCGCUCAACCCGGACGUGCCUGAGUUCGUCCCCAUGACGCAAAAGCAGCCUAAUUACAGAGAGUCCAGCGACAAAUCUAAGCUGGAGCACAGGGGCUCUGGCGUCAGUCCGGGCUCUGAGCGGAGUGACACUGAUAUCUGGACAGAGGUGAAACGUCGCACCAAAGCAGGAUCCCGCGAACGUAGCGCAGCCCCUCCCGGUGCAGAGCUGCCAGCUGCCGAAGACGAGCAGCGCGAAGAACUUCACUUUCAGCUGGACGAGGAGCUAGAUCUGCCGCCGCCCAGACAUAACACCUUCACUGACGCCUGGUCCGACGAAGAAUCAGACGUAGAGUUCACGGACCGCGAUGUGGGCCGGCUGCUGAUCGUAACGCAGACCACGGCCCGUCCGCCCAAGCACGACGGCCACGACCGCCAAGGGGACUGGGCCACCAGAACCAAGAUCACGCAGGACCUGGAGCAGGUCAUCACAGACGGACUAAGACGCUAUGAAGAGGACUUAUGGAACGAUCAGUCAUCGUCAUACGGCAGCCAAACAACAACGACGUAUAAGACCGUGUCUGUGAUCAGCCGCGAGCAGUUCGAGGCAGCUGUACCCUCCGAGCGGCACCACAAUCCUGUUGAACCACCACCUCCGCCACCCAGGCCUGUCAGGCAGAUGGAAGAACAACAACAGCCUGGCGGCAGUAAGGCGAAGCGACCACGACGCACUGCGCGAUUCUACGCCGCGAAUAAAGACCCGCACGCUACUGAUGUUAGCAGUAGCAGGAAGCACAAGACGCGGCACAGCCUGAACCCGCCAGUGGAACAUCACGUCGGCUGGAUUAUGGACGUCAAGGAGCACAGACCUCGGACGCAUAGCACCGGGUCGUCCCUCGGCGCGUCUCCCACGCUGGGCUCGUCAGUGGGGUCAGUGGGGUCGGUCGGGUCGGUGCCCGCGUCCCUGCCCACUUUCCACCACCCGUCGCACGGGCUGCUGCGUGAGAACCACUUCACGCAGCAGGCCUACCACAAGUACUAUUCGCGCUGCUUGAAAGAGCGCAAGAAGCUAGGCAUCGGGCAGUCCCAGGAAAUGAACACGUUAUUCCGCUUUUGGUCGUUCUUCCUUCGAGACCAUUUCAACAGGACCAUGUACAACGAAUUUAGGACGCUGGCGAACGAAGACGCGAGCGCCGGGUUCCGAUACGGCCUGGAGUGCUUGUUCCGGUUCUACUCGUACGGGCUAGAACGCAAGUUCCGCCCGGAGCUCUACCAGCACUUCCAGCAGGAGACCAUCGCCGACUACGAGAGGGGUCAACUGUACGGGCUGGAGAAGUUCUGGGCGUUCCUGAAGUACUACAAACACGCUUCAGCGUUGCAGGUGGAUCCCAAACUGAAUGAAUACCUUUCCAAGUUUAAGACCAUCGAAGACUUCAGGGUGCUCGAGCCGCAGCUGAACGAGUUGCUGGCGUCGCAGGGCCCCAUGGCCCCCGGGCGCGGCCCCCACGCGCGCCCCUACGACCGCACGCGCUCCGUCUCCGAGAGCGACCGCCAGAACCACGCGCACGCGCUCAAGAACCACUACAAGCCGUCGUCCAGCGCGGCGUCUUCUUCGAACAACCGCGGGCGGGCAGGGUCGUGCGGCGCGCAGAGCGUCGUGGCCAGGGACCACAAGCACAAAUCGCCAAAAUCGAAACCAGACCCCACGCAAGAACUGAAACCGCAAAUAGCCGCGAAAACGCAGUGACGUGUAAAUAAAUUCGCUGUAAAUAAAUAAAUAACACGACUGUUACUUAAAUGCAUUUUUAUAUACGUUAUUAUAUACAGUGUUGACAGUGUAUGACAGUGCUAGUGAUGGACGCUGUGUAUAGAAUAGUGUGGUGUUUAUAUAAUGAAUAAAAUAAUGUUUUUGGUGAAGUUCUGGGGCUGCAGGCUUGUUUUCACGUGGAGCCUAGCUUAUAUAUAUGGACAAUAACCAACGCCAAGCGGUCGCCGACAACGUAUAUAAGCUUCUAGUAUGUAAUACAUAACUAUACCAUGUACCCUACACAUAACUAUGUAUCAUACAUUUGACAACCAUGCAGUCAAAAAAAAACAAUUUAGUCUAUAGUUAAAAAAAAAGAAGUAAAAAUGUAACUUAAGUUUUUUCUUAGUUGGCUUUUAGAUUUUAAGAAAUUAAGUGGCAACACUGUUUUUUUUUUAAUUUAAAAUGGUGCUGUGCCGUUCUGUUCUAUUAAUUGUUUCCCGAUCUCUCAGUUUAGGUGUGUUUCUCGGAUUCGUAAGGAAAUGUCUGAAAACGACGAUAGCGGCCCAGAUUAUCACUAGGCACUACAACACUAGUUUCGAUUUCGGGAUCAACUCUUGAGGUUAUUGCUCUGGGACUUAUUGUACAGGGUAUUCCCUAGUUUGAGACCAGGGUCUCAAAUCUGCUAAUUUAUAUAAUAAUAAUAAUUCAGUAAAAAGUUAGAGUAGUCGAUUCUCAGUAGCUAGCCAUCGAGCUACUAUUCAACUGACAUAGCAUUUCUUUGGUAUUCUGAUCUUCAACGACGAGUCGAUAGCGUAAACAAAUCAUAUUGUACAGAUAAAAAAAACACUGACCAUUUUAAAGGAGCAUACUGAAUAUUGGGAAUAAAAAGGUACAUGCUCGAUUUUUUCAAAUACUUAACAAAUAAAUAAGUUAUGACGUUUCAAAGUUUUCCGAAAAAUUGUGAACAAUAUUGACACCCGACGAUUAAUUGACGUCGUUGCAGAGCAAUAAGAACGAUGUGGGGCAAGGGGCGGAGCCAGUGCGCGAGUUUAUGUAUUUGGCAGACAAUGAAGUACUAAAGUUGUCUGUCUAGACAACUCGGCGUCGAUCGCUCAAUUUUAAUACUAUUUUGAGGUAACCACGCGUUAGAAAUUAUUGGGAAUUAUUAACGUCAAAAAAUGGGGAUUUUUUGUUUUAUUUCACUAAUGUGUUCUAUUACUGAAACUUAUGCACAGGAAAAAAAUGGAUAGUGAUUUUUUUAUCACCCUGUAUAUAUUUAAUUUGAAGACCAAACUACUGAUUAAACUAGAUGUGUCAUUUGAUAUGCACAGUAAUUUCCAUGGAUGAAUGAAAGCCAUUUCACCAUUCCACUGAUACUGCUAAGACUCCACUGCCAUUGCUAUAAGAUUUUAGUAGAAUAAAAAAUAUCAUAAUUGGACGUAAUUAAGCAAAAAGGACCUAAUCCACAAAAUUAUCAAAUAAUGAGUUAUAUUACUGUAGCUAGCCUGUAGUAAAGGCUGAUCACAUGUACCCGGCGCCUCCACCACCACCACUUGUAGUAGCGUAGCCGUGGUUUUAGCGUUGUGAGAGGUACUUUUUAAUAAGAAACGAGGAAUAUAUUCAGAAAUAAAGAUUUACUGCCUGCGUACAACUAGAAAAUUCGUCUAGAACUCUCACGAUGUUCUUUUUAACACUAUCUUCCUUUAUUUUAUCUAAUUCUAAAUACGAACCCACAUUUAUUUAGACAGCUCUAAAUACAAUCUAUGCAGCCUGCUACAGUACCAAACGGUUCCCAAAGUCUUAACUUCUUAGAUCAGGAAAAAAAUCUAACAUAUAAUAUAAAUAAGUAUGUCUGGAGUUACAUGACAUUAUAAGUUUUGAAAAUAAAACAAGAGUGUGAAAGAUUUUUAAAU
Messenger RNA from Hyposmocoma kahamanoa, 5852 nucleotides. RefSeq names its product la-related protein 1 (gene larp). The record is from RefSeq and is a predicted model, not a curated record. Gene Ontology annotation, biological process: mRNA stabilization; positive regulation of translation. The coding region runs from base 115 to 3939 and encodes 1274 amino acids. NCBI's taxonomy places the organism in Eukaryota, Metazoa, Arthropoda, Insecta, Lepidoptera, Cosmopterigidae. Gene Ontology annotation, cellular component: cytosol; cytoplasmic stress granule. Gene Ontology annotation, molecular function: RNA cap binding. The transcript is spliced from 28 exons.